CAGCCAUUUCUAUUCGUCUCCAUUUUGCUCUCGCACUCGCUCGUUCUCUCUCACGCAGGGCAGCUUCCCAGAUCUGCCCAACUUCACCUUUGUCAUAAACCAUCUGUGAUAAGAGAUGGGGCUGUCUUUCACCAAGCUUUUCAGCCGGCUUUUUGCCAAGAAGGAGAUGAGAAUUCUUAUGGUGGGUCUUGAUGCGGCGGGUAAGACCACUAUUUUGUACAAGCUCAAGCUGGGAGAGAUUGUGACCACCAUUCCCACCAUUGGUUUCAAUGUGGAGACUGUGGAAUACAAGAACAUUAGCUUCACUGUCUGGGAUGUUGGGGGCCAGGACAAGAUUCGGCCUUUGUGGAGACAUUACUUCCAAAACACUCAGGGCCUUAUCUUCGUGGUUGAUAGCAAUGACCGUGACCGUGUGGUUGAGGCCAGGGAUGAACUUCACCGGAUGUUGAAUGAGGAUGAAUUGAGGGAUGCUGUGCUGCUUGUAUUUGCAAACAAGCAGGAUCUUCCAAAUGCUAUGAAUGCUGCUGAGAUUACUGAUAAGCUUGGUCUUCACUCCCUCCGCCAACGCCACUGGUACAUCCAGAGCACGUGUGCCACUUCAGGGGAAGGGCUCUAUGAGGGUCUAGACUGGCUUUCCAACAAUAUUGCUAACAAGGCUUAGGAGAUCGAUCCGUUAUUAUUCAGCAACUUUUUGGGCUGCAAUCUCUGUCAAA
This is a messenger RNA of Corylus avellana, 713 nucleotides long. RefSeq names its product ADP-ribosylation factor. The record is from RefSeq and is a predicted model, not a curated record. Lineage: Eukaryota; Viridiplantae; Streptophyta; Magnoliopsida; Fagales; Betulaceae. Gene Ontology annotation, molecular function: GTPase activity; GTP binding.